CCCAUAUUCCCCGUUUGGUUUGGGGGAAAAAAAUCGGAGAAUUGGAUUGUGUCCGCCAUCUUGUUACCGGGCACCGGAGGGCGGAGCGGGACCGCGCAGGACGGCAGGAUAAAAGAGCCGGGAUGGCCGCCGCUGCUCACCAAGAGAUGGUGUCCGAUGUCCCACCUCUUGGAGCGGCCUCAGGAAAUCCAGGUUCUAGCACACAGGCUGGAGGGUCCAUGGGGCAGAGAGCAAAUAAGCGGCGCACUGGGUUGGAUUUUGAUGACGACGACGACGAUUCCAGCAAUAAAUUCCUCAGGUGUGAUGAUGACCAGCUUCCCAACGACAAGGAGAGGUUUGCAAGGGAGAAUCACAGCGAGAUCGAGCGAAGGAGGA
This is a messenger RNA of Staurois parvus, 375 nucleotides long. The record is from the annotation of a GenBank genome assembly. NCBI's taxonomy places the organism in Eukaryota, Metazoa, Chordata, Amphibia, Anura, Ranidae.